GUUGCUCCACGGCAUGUGGCAUCUUCCCAGACCCGGGCUUGAACCUGUAUUCCCUCCAUUGGUAGGCGGAUUCUUAACCACUGCACCACCAUGGAAGUCCUGAGUUGUGUGAUCUUUUUCAGUGUUGAUCUGAUGUUCAUCCCAUACUGUGUGUUUUUGCAUUUCAGAUAUUUAUACCAUCUCUAGAAGUUCCAUUUAGGUCUUUUUAUAGCUUCCAUUUCUCAUUAUGCUCAUGUUUCCCUCUACUUUCCUGAAUUUAUGAAGCAUGUUUAUAAUAUCUGUUUUAUUGUCCUUGUCCGAUAAUUCCUUUAUAUCUGUCACUUCUAGGUCAGUUGCUAUUGAUUGCUUUUUCUUAUGGUCAUAAGUCAUAUUUUCUUCUGUUUUCACAUGCCUGGUAUAGCAGUUGUCAAUCCACCCUUCAUUGCCGGCUUGUGAUGCUGGAACAUUCCUCCCUUGCCAGCUAGCCUGAUACUAACCUUUGUCAGUGGAGGGCGCUGGAGGAGAAAGGGCCUGUCAUUCUGGUUCUUUGUGCUUUGCUCAUUCCUGUUUUGUGACAUUAGCUCACCCCCGGUGAAUUUCUGUGGCACCUUCUCAGGCAGCUUCCUAGCUGCAAAUUCAGCAGCACUGGCCUGGGUGCCAGCGAUGAGGCUCUUUAUAUAUUUGGAAGGGGGUAGGCACUUGCAUGGAACCCAGGCAAGUUCCAUGGGUAACCCAGCUGGCCUCCUGGCAGCUCUCUAGUGAGUUCAUCAGCACCUCCACCCUGGUGACUUCCUAGCACUCUCUGCAGACAGCUUCCCAGCUAAUUCUGUUGGCACCCUCUCAGGUGGCUUUCAGUUCCCAGCCUUGGCCUGGGACAGCCCAGUAAACUUCACCAUCCAGUGAGCUGUGAUCUCGCAGCUCUGAGUCGUUCUCUUGUAUACUUCCCUUCACCCUAGGGUAUUCUGUAGGGUUCUCUUUUGGUUCCUUUUAGUUAAUUCCCUCUAAAUAGUUAAUUCUUUAUAAUAAACUUCCCUUGUUUAAAAUAUCAUGUGGUAUCUGUCCCCUGGCUGUACCCUGAUCGAUAGACCUGGCAAUUUCCUUACUGGCUACUAGACAUUGUAAAUUUAUGUUGUUGGUUGCUGGGUUUUGUUGUAUUCCUUCAAAUAGUAUUAAUCUUGGUAUGGCACCCAGUUAAGUUCCUUGGCAUCAGUUGAUCCUUUAGAGGAUUGCUCCCGAGCUGAGUUAGGGUAGUCCAGAGCUGCCUUUGGUCUACAGCUAAUUUAGCCUCAUUACUAGGGGUGAUGCCCGUCUGAGGAUUCUACCCAAUACCCUGUGAAUGAGGAAGUCUUUCCAUGGUGGCUUGUGGGAACACAGUUUAUUCCCUUCCUGUGUGAGCUCUGGGGAUUGUUCUGUCUGCUCCUUUCCAGGGGUUCUUGCCCCAGCCUCCUCACAUAGUUUUUCUUACACAGGUACAGACUUGUCCUUAGCUGAAGACAUGAGGGAAUCCUCUUCGGAUCCUGGAGCUCUGCUUUCUGUACAGCCCCCUGCUCCCCAACAUUUUGCUGUACACAUUCUAGCCACCUGGGCCUCCCUGACCUCCUCAGUGUCUCGUGCACUCAGGAGACAGCCAGGUCUGAGUUUCCCUUCCCUGCACUGUAGCCUAGAAACUGCUUCAGCUAUGGCUGGUCAGUCAUAGGGCCCAGAGUUCCCUGGCGGUCCAGUGGUUAGGACUUGGCGCUGUCAUUGCUGUGGGCCCAGGUUCAGUCCUGGUCGGGGAACUAAGAUCCCACAAGCUGCACGGUGCAACACCGCCCCCCUCCCCCCUGCCACAAACACACAAAAAUCAUAGGACCUAGUGUGUUGGUGUCCCUUCUCCCUGGGAUCACUGUCCUGUACUUAUCCAGUGACUGAAAACCAUCACAUCAUCUCUUGUCCAGCUUUCUUGUUGUUUAGGGCCCCUGUUACUCCAUCUUGAAUGAGUGAAUAAACACACAAACAAAUGAAACAGCCUGAUGAAAUUUCAGGACAAGUUGGUGCCCUGUAGCUAAGUUGACUGACAUUAUUAACGCUCCCUUUUUUCUUCUUUUUAAACCAGUCACGUGUGAAUGGGAGCAGCAAGAUGGCACAGGCUGUGAGGGAGUGACAUGGUGGCAGUCUGGAGUUGGCUCCCCAGCAAAUUUGCAUCUUACCAGCUUUCUGCACUGUGUCAUUUGUGGGCUGAGGCACCUGCGAAGAUCACUGCCUCCUCACAGGAGCCCAAGUGAGGAAACAGCCAAUCACCAAUGCAUUUGUGUAGGCCUCCUCUAUGGCCUGCUACAACUUCAGCAGUCUUUGGACGAUGGGGAGCCAGACCGACAAGGCACCUGCCUCAGGCCACUCUGGCCUUGGCCAGAGGACCAGGUGGGAGGGCGCUGGACUGGGCUCAUUCCUGGCAUCCUGAGGUCAUCGCUGCUCCUGCCUGAGGCCCUGUCCCUUGACUGGUGGCUGUGCUUUUAUGCAGGCCCUGGGGAAGAGAAUCUGGAAAGCCAGCCUCACAGGUAAGUGGACAUGUUUUCUAAGCUGGUAUAGAAGUGGGGUGAGAUCCAGUGCCAUUCCCCAGAGCCCAACGAUUCCUGAGGAGGCAGAGGUCUCUGCGGCUGCCUUUCCUGUUCUCCUGGGGGCACAUUCUCUUUUAGUAGCUGGGAAUCUACAUGCCUCAGGCCCCCUCACUGGGGCAGUGUCUGGACCUUUGGGUAGAGAAGUGGGGGCAGGGCCCUAUGUCUGCCCACAUUUGGCAGGCCCUUUGGGGAGCCCUCACUCUGGGGGGGGGGGCCUGGGCAGGACAAGCACAGCACCCUUCCCUCACAGCAGGCCCGAUGAGGUGACUGCCCUGGAGGCUGGGUAGGGGGAAGCUGAGGUGUGGGGGAAGAAUGGUUCAGUGGGAGCCUUUCUCCUCACAUGACUGAGCCCCCCCACAGGCUCUCACUGCACGUGUCCCCACCCCCAAGAGAAACUGAGUUAUAGGAACAUUACAGCUCACAGCUUCCCAUGGUAGUGGGGGGCAGGGAGAAGUACCCAGGGGAGCUCAGGGACUGUGGUCUUCUCCUCACUGGUGGGGCCACAUUGCACAAUGUCCUAUACUCUGAGGUCCAGAGAUGCUUAGAUAAUGGAGGGUGAGCAGAGGCUGAUGACUAGUAGGCACGGUGACCAGGGGAGGUGGGGAAGACAUGGUACCAGCCUUCCCUAGCUACUCAUCCAGGAAGGAGUAGGCAGAGUUGGAAGGACACACUGCACUUGGGACUCAGGUCUGAGGGUCUGUGGUGAGAGCUGUGGUGGCUACUGCAUCAUGGGGCUGUACCAUACACGGGCAUCGGCCCCUGGGGCCAUAGAUCCUUGUGAGAGUCCUGCUGGGCUCCGGCUCAGGCAUGGGCAGCCCCCUCCUCUCCAUGGAGAUGGGCCCGUACCACUUCCUCUCUAGAGUCAAUCCUCAGCCUUUGCCUGGGAAUUCCAUGACAGGGCAGAGUUGUUCUGAGCUCUCUGCUAUCUGGCUGCGCUUUACCUGAGUAUCGUUCUGACGGCCACUUACCCCACGGGAAGCCUCCUUCCCUCUGCUCCCCUCCUGUUAGGAGCUGUAACUUUGGUGCUCCCUUAUCACUCUUGGUUACGUGUCUCCAUCCCACCAGGAUUUGGGAUGUGGAGGCUGAGGAGCCUGGGCCAGUGGCAGAAGCCUGUUCCUUUACUUAGUCAUCAGGGAGGACCAAGUCGGGCUCCUCUUAUGUGAGAUGCUCACACUUAAAUGGGCACAACCAGAGCAGCUGAAGAGGUUGGAGCAUCUAAAGACAUUGUUCUGCCAAGAAAGUCCCUGCCUGACAUUCAUCUUUUCAUUCAGCAAGUAGUUGGUGAGCACCUGCUAUGGGUCAGGCCUUGUUUAGGUGCUGCUACAUAAGCCCCAGCUCUUGUGGGACUUAAUAAGUCCAGUGGGAUGAGACUGACCAUACAUUGUAUGUUAGAUGUGAUUGUUGGGCAAGAAAAAAUAAGCAGGGUAAAGGAGAUAGAACAGUGGGACAAAACCUGCUACUAAGUAGGAUGCUAUGGUAGGGUGACAUCUGGGCAGAGGCUCAAGUCAAGGGAGGGACAAACCAUGUAGCCAUCUGGAGGCAGAGUGCUCAGGUAGAACAGUGCAAAGGCCCUGAGGCAGGAUCCCCUUUGGGAAACAUUGUUGAAACUGUCAAUGUGAAAUAAACUAUAGUGUCUAUAGAUAAGCCACGUGUCGGGUCCUGGGCAGGAAGCACAGCAGGUACUUACAGUUCUCAGAAACCAGCAUUGCCCAUCUGGCUAAGGGUGCAGAGUCCCCAGAAAGGAAACAGGCCUGGAGCUGGCAGUCUGCAGGCCCCAAGGCUUCUUCUCUAGGAUUGAGAUAGUAAACCUGAGCUGAGGACAGAUGCUCCAUUCUCUGAGGAGCUGUAGAACAAUUUAUGGAAUAUAGAAUUGCUAUGUCCUGGCACUACGCCAUCUUCACUUUUAGGAGUGGGCUGAUGAGAACAAAUGCUGUGGGUUUCAGACAGGAUAUGGAGAUCUUCAGUCCCAGAGACUCUUGGUGGGGCAGGAAGGGAUUGUCUGUUUCCCUUCUGGCCGCCUCUUAUUGGGUGGAAUACCUCUGCACAGGACAUUUAUAGCUCAGAGAUGUCCACACGGCCUGCUAGUUGGACCAGCUUGCCUAGUUAUCAACCGUAUCCUCUCCAGCGCUCUGCUUCAGUGACUCAUUCCAGGUAAUGAAAACAGACUGCUUCUGGCAAUGGAGUAGCUUACGGCAGACCAGUGCCUGAUGAGGACUCAAGGAACUGACCAUAAUUCAGAAAGCAUCUGCUUGUAGGACUGGAGCACUACCCCAGCACCUGCAACUCAGAGGGGAGCUUGAAGAGGGGAGAGAACCGACACAGAAGAGAAGGCAAUAUAAUGAUGGAGGCAGAGACUGAAGUGAUGCAGCCAUAAGCGAAGGAACACCCGGAGCCUCCAGAAGCUGAAGAGGCAGGAAGGGUCUCCCCCAGCACCUCCAGAGCGUGUGCAGCCCUGCCACACCUUGUUUCAGCUCAGUGAAAUGGAUUUUGGACUCUGGACUCUAAGAUUAUUAAAUAAGUUUCUGUAGUUUCAAGCCACCAAGUUUGUGCUGACUUGUUACAGCAGCCACAGGUAAUGAACAUAAAUGGGAAAGCCAAGGAUUCCAAAUGAAAUGACUGGACCCAUGGCCUGGCAUGGACCCUCAGCUGCUGCCUGACAGUGUCCUUAUGACCCAGCCACUCCUGUCACCUGUGCGUGAAAUGCACAGGCUCUCCACAGGAAGGUUUCCUGCUGCCUUGCUGGCAAGUGAGGUGGACUCUGCAGCCCCUGCCCCUCCCUGGUGCCCGCAGCCCUGCAGCCCCCAAUGCUGCAUCUCAUGUGCGCCCUGUUGAGAGCCCCAACUCCUGGCCAGGGUGCUUGCAGCCGUCACAACUGAAGGAUUAGGAAGCAGGGGUUGGAGUUGGUGAGAGAUGGGGUCCUGGGAGAGCAGCCACCAUGGGCUCCAUUUGCAACAUGGAAUGUCUGGCUUUGGCUGCUAGCUCCAAGGUCACCUCAAGUCCUGCAGCCAGGAGUAGCCAGGACCCUGCCCUCCAGUGCAUCUGCUCCCCACCCCUGGGAGAGCAACUUGUGCAAAGGACACAGAGCCUUUGGCUGUUUUUUUUGUUUUGUUUUUUUUUUUUUUACUUUUUAAAACCAAGGGCAAACAUCAGGUGCUCUUUACAGCAGGAAGGACCUGUACCUUUUGAAAUAAACACAUGCCAGCUACCCACCUGCUAGGAAAGCCCCACAGGCAGCACUAUUGUUCUGUGUCCUCCAGGUGAUGCCCUGGGAAAGGUCACAGCUGCCUAAACCUUUAAAACCCCAGGUGGGACGAACAUUCCCUGUGUGAGGAUUUGGAGCUGCAGCAGCUCACAGUUGUGUUUCUUAACACUUUGUGAAUUUUUUUCUUAAAGCAGUGAAAGGAGAAAAUUGGUACCGAAGAGUAUCAAUUCUUGAUUCUUGGCAGAAUUCCUGUUGUCUUUGUGAAAGUCAAGUUUCAGGUGAGUGUGCCUGGUGCCCCAAGGGCUGUGUGACCCGUGGCCUGUGGAAGGUGGGUACCAGGCCCAUAAGCCCCGUGGAGUCCCUCUUGGUGACCGUGGCCACCCUGGGAAGAGCCCUGGCCAAUCCCAGAGGGGAGGGCGGCUGGAGCGGGGAGGGCGGUGAGCUGGUGCCCCACCCACAGUGUCAGGGGCUUCCUAGGCUGGCGACCCUCACAGGGGCUCAUCUGCUGGCAGGUGAGGAGUGAGAAGAUCCAGCGCCUGUUACUUGGCGCUUGGUGUCUGGCUCUCUGCAUGCUGGUGAGAGGGCUCAGAGGCUCACCCUGGCCUGCUCGGCAUAGCCCACAAAGACAGGGUUUACUCAGCCUUGGGCUCUACCAGUUCUGCGCAGCUGGACUCAGGGAGGCCAGAGUGCUGAGUCUGCCAACCUCAGGCCCACAUGUGAACAUUUCUCCUCAUCCAGAAUGAGGGGUGCCAGGCUGAUGGGGGUGCUACUCACCCUGGCUGGCCUGCUGCAGCAGACCCUGUCCCUGAGAAUAGCAGCCUUCAACAUCCAGACUUUCGGGGAGACCAAGAUGUCCAAUGCUACCCUCUCCAACUACAUUGUACAGAUCCUGAGUCGCUAUGAUAUCGCCCUCAUCCAGGAGGUCAGAGACAACCACCUGACGGCCGUAGGGAGGCUGCUGGACAAACUCAACCAGGAUGACCCAAACACCUAUCACUUUGUGGUCAGUGAGCCGCUGGGACGCAACAGCUAUAAGGAGCGCUACCUCUUCCUGUUCAGACCCGACCAGGUUUCCGUGCUGGACAGCUACCAGUACGAUGAUGGCUGUGAGCCCUGUGGGAAUGACAGCUUCAGCCGAGAGCCAGCUGUGGUCAAGUUCUCCUCCCCCUUCACACAGAUCAAGGAGUUUGCCAUUGUUCCCCUGCAUGCGGCCCCAUCGGAUGCGGUGGCUGAGAUCGACUCUCUCUAUGAUGUCUACCUGGAUGUCUGGCAGAAGUGGGACUUGGAGGACAUCAUAUUGAUGGGUGAUUUCAAUGCUGGCUGCAGCUACGUGACCCCCUCGCAGUGGUCAUCCAUCCGCCUGCGCAGGAGCCCCCCCUUCCAGUGGCUGAUUCCUGACACUGCCGACACCACCGUUACAUCCACGCACUGUGCCUACGACAGGAUCGUGGUUGCAGGACCUCUGCUCCAAGAUGCUGUGGUUCCCAACUCAGCUGCUCCCUUUGACUUCCAAGCUGCAUACGGAUUGAGUGACCAGAUGGCCCUAGCCAUCAGCGACCAUUACCCGGUGGAGGUGAUGCUGAAGAGAGCCUGACGUGAGUGGGGCCUGGCCAGCGACCUCCGCUCUGCAGCCUGUCGCCAAGAACUGAGACGACACAGCCAAAGGCUAGGGAAACCAGUUUAGGUUUAGGAAACCAGUGCCUGGUCCUGAGUGCUCCUGCCCCUCCCCACCACCGUGGCAGCUGGAAUUAGAGGAAGGUAGGCUUUUCCUCACUGUACCCGCUUCCAUUGUAAGCUUGGAGGUUGUGUCACCAGAGCACCCCAGUCUGGACAAAAACUCUAAGAAUACAUUUUAAGUGAAUAAAGCUCAAAAGUAGG
Aethalodelphis obliquidens (Pacific white-sided dolphin) is the source of this 7656-nucleotide messenger RNA. It is a transcript of the gene DNASE1, whose product is annotated as deoxyribonuclease 1. Bases 6518 to 7372 code for a protein of 284 amino acids. Gene Ontology annotation, cellular component: nucleus. Gene Ontology annotation, molecular function: DNA binding; deoxyribonuclease I activity. Gene Ontology annotation, biological process: DNA catabolic process. The transcript has 9 exons. The record is from RefSeq and is a predicted model, not a curated record. NCBI's taxonomy places the organism in Eukaryota, Metazoa, Chordata, Mammalia, Artiodactyla, Delphinidae.